Molecule: messenger RNA, 8553 nt
Organism: Scomber japonicus (chub mackerel)
Lineage: Eukaryota; Metazoa; Chordata; Actinopteri; Scombriformes; Scombridae
Product: collagen alpha-6(VI) chain-like
Exons: 42
Coding region: 1-8553 (2850 amino acids)
Molecular function (GO): serine-type endopeptidase inhibitor activity
Source: RefSeq, a predicted model, not a curated record
AUGGCUCAAGCACUCUAUAUUUCUGCAGUAACACCCACGAAAAACCCAGAACCUGAAGAGGAGUGCUCCUUCAUCCAGGAACCAGUGCGGCCUCAGGAAGUGGAUCUGGACCUGGUGAUGGUGGCUGACAGCUCCAGGCUGAUGCAGGCUGAUGAGUACGCUAGCACCCAGCAGCUGUUAAGCUCUGUGGUGGAGCAGCUGGUUGUGAGCCCGCAGCCCCGCCGGGCUGAUGGGAAAGUUCGAAUCGCUGUAGUCCAGAGUGGCACUUGGACUCCCAAGUUGGAGUUUGGCCUGCAGACAUACCAGGACCAACAGCGGAUGAAAAGGCACCUGAUGAAGGACAUGCAGCAGCAGGGCGGCUCCUCAGCACUGGGACUGACGCUGAGUUACACUCUGAGGGAGGUGUUCCUGAAGGCCAGCCAGCCCCGCAGGAGGAAGGCAAUUCUGACUGUGGUGGGCACCCAGACAGCUUACGAGGACCGGGCCAGACUACAAUACAUCUCCCAGAAGGCCAAGUGUGAGGGGGUGGCGAUGUUCGUGGUGACGGUGGGCGACCGCUAUGACCAGACGCAGGUGGAGGAGCUGGCCAGUCAGCCUGUACAGCAGCACCUGAUCCAUGUUGGGCGACUGAUGGCCGACGAGCGGGGCUACGCCCAGCGCUUCUUCAGGGUCUUCCUCUCCGCCCUCAACAAGGGAAUGAACUCAUAUCCUCCUGAUUCUGUAAAACGGACCUGCCACCAGCUGCAAGAGCCGACCCCAGGUCUUUUGGCACCAGCCUUCGAUCUUAACGGUCUGGGGUCGGCGGAGCUGAUGGAUGAGGGGACGGAGGAGCAGGAGCAGAUUGGAGUAAAGCCCACACAGUUGGACAUCAUUGAAACUUUGAACACAGAGGAUGGACAGAGCUUACUGUCAGUAGCUAACAUCACAGAUGCCAGAUGUUUGCUCAAACAAGACGCCGGUAACUGUAAGACCAAAUCCAUAAAGUGGUUCUUCGACAGCGAUUAUGGCCAAUGCUACCGCUUCUGGUACAGCGGCUGUGGCGGCAACAGCAACCGCUUUGAGACGCGGAAUGCUUACUGUAAAAAUGUCACCAUGGCUGACAUUGUCUUCCUGGUCGAUGGCUCCAGCAGCAUUCCCCCCCAUGGCUUCGAGGACAUCAAGCGUUUCCUGCGUACAUUUAUUGAGUCAGUAGACAUCGGCCGCAACAAAGUUCGGGUUGGCUUGGCGCAGUACAGUGAUGAACCUUUUCAGGAGUUCCAGCUGAAGGAUCACAUGGACAAGAGGUCCCUGCUGGCUGCACUGGAAGGAUUAUCUCAACGACAAGGAGGCACGAAAACAGGCAAGGCCAUCACCUUCCUCCAUAAUGAGUACUUCACCAAAGAGGCCGGCAGCCGAGCCAGCGAACAGGUGCCUCAGAUCGCUGUUGUCAUCACAGAUGGGAAGUCCAGUGAUGAUGUGACAAAGCCUGCUCAGAGCCUAAGAGAGAAGAAGGGAGUCAUUGUGUUUGGCAUCGGGGUGGGACAAGCAGACGAGGAAGAGCUUAAGUCUGUUGCCAGCCGGCCCCCACAUCGCUUCCUCCUCACCAUUGAUAGUUUUGGGGCUCUGCAGCAUGCAACAGAGGAUCUUUUGAAAACUGUUUGUGUCUCCAUGGUGGAUAAGAGGCAAGAUUUGGUUGACAGGAUUUCAGAUAUUUUCUUCUUGGUGGACAGUGGUAUAAGUCAACAACAGUUCAACCUGUUCAGGACAGAACUUAACAAGUUGAUCAAUCAGCUUAACAUUGGAGCAUCCAACAACCGUAUCGGGUUGGCCCAGUAUGGUCAAAAUAUUAGGGUUGAAUUCCUUCUCAACGCCCAUCAAACCAAACAGGAGACCCAGGCUAGUGUCAAGCGUUUCCGUCUGCGCCCACCACAACCCAACGAACCACGAAACCUUGGCGGUGCUUUGGAGUACGCCAGAACUAACUUUUUCACUAGUGAUGCAGGGGGCCGUGCUGAGCAAGGCUUCAGACAGUUCUUGGUCGUUGUGAGUGGACAAGCCUCAAGUGACAGUGUGUCUACAGAAGUUCAUAGUAUCAGAAAAUCAGGGGUUACUAUUGUUGGGAUGAGCGCAGGUGCACCGAUGGAUUCAGUACGCUUGUUGAGUGAUCAGGAUGUGUUUGAUUCUCCAAGAGUAACUCUUCUGAAGGACCUCUUCAUAACUGAGAAAGAGGACAACAUUACUGAAGAAUGCAAAGUAGUCAAUAAGGUGGACAUUGUGUUCAUUGUUGAUGAGUCGGAUAGCAUUGGACAAGCCAAUUUCGGGCUGGUACGCUAUUUCCUACAUUCGAUUGUAAGCAGCCUGGAUGUCAGUCAGACUACAGUCAGAGUCGGCAUUGUUACAUACAACGACAACCCUACAGCACAGGCCUACCUUGACACCUUCAAUGACAAGAACGAUACCCGACAGUUCAUCAAGAUCCUGCCUUACACUGGUGGUGGAACAAACACCGGAAAGGCCCUAGACUUCACCCGCAAUGAAAUCUUUAAUGAGAAAAAAGGCAGCAGGAAGGAUGUCCAGAAGGUGGCAGUGGUUAUUACAGACGGUGAAUCCCAGGACGAUGUUAGCGAAGCUGCAGUCCGUCUUCGUCGGAAGGGCAUCACAGUUUUCGCUAUAGGAAUCAAAGAUGCUAGCAUCAGCCAACUGGAACAGAUAGCAUCUUAUCCGCCCAAUAAGCAUGUUUUUACUGUGGACAGUUUCACCCAACUGAAGCCCAUGAAGACGAUCCUUCAGAAAAUCCUGUGCAAUAACAUCAACGAACAAGCCGUCAUAGACAACAAAAGAACGUCAGAUGCCAAAGACGCUUGUGUACCAAAGGAUGAAGCAGACUUCUUCUUCCUGAUAGAUGUAUCAGGAAGCAUUGACAGCACAGGCUUGACUGAAAUGAAGAGGUUCAUUAUCGAAUUUUUGCAUACCUUCCGUGUUGGGCCACGACAUGUCCGCAUUGGGCUUAUGAAAUACUCAGAUUCACCAAUUUUGGAAUUUGACCUCACAGCUUAUGCAAAUGCAAAGGAUGUGGAAAAAGCUGUGAUGGCCAUUGAAAAAGUAGGACUUAAUACAUAUACAGGGAAAGCACUGUCUGAAAUGGAACCGUACUUCAAGCGUGCGAAAUCCAGUCGCCCCAAAGUCCCAAAGUACCUGAUUGUCAUCACUGAUGGAAAAGCCACUGAUCAAGUCAUGGAACCUGCAAAAACAUUGAGGGAUCACGAUGUCAAUAUCUAUGCCAUCGGGGUGAAAGGUGCAGUCAAGGCUGAACUGGUUGAGAUUGCCGGCGACAACAAGAGGACUUUCUCUGUCAAUGAUUUUGAUUCCUUGAAGAACCUCCACAAACAACUCAUCACUGACAUCUGUAUUCCUGAUGUUUGCAAAAACGUAUCAGGUGAUGUGAUUUUCUUAGUUGACGGCUCCGAGAGCAUCUCUGAGGAGGAUUUUCAGAAAAUUAAAGAUUUCGUGAAAUCUAUCAUCAGCAAGACUACCAUCAGUAAAGAUGGGGUGCAUGUGGGGAUCAUGCAGUACAGCACCGAAUACAAACUAGAGUUCUCCCUCAACAAACACUACAACAUAGAUGAAAUGUUCAGAGACAUCGAUAUCAUGCAGCAGAUAAGUCAAGGCACAAGCACUGGCAAAGCCAUCAGUGCUGUGUCGGAGUAUUUUAAUAGAAAUAAUGGAGGGCGUCCUGAGCUGCAGCAGAAGCUGGUGGUGUUAACAGACGGCAAGUCCAAAGACGACGUCAGUGUCCCUGCUGCUGCUCUGAGGGAGAAGGGAGUAACCAUCUAUGCCAUAGGAGUGGCCGACGCCAAUGCUGUUGAGCUGGAGAUUAUCAGCGGGUCAAAACAAAGGGUUUAUUUUGAUAAGGACUUUGAUGCUCUGAAGUCGUGGGAGAGUCAGGUGGUUGUGGAACUGUGCAAGGCAGGUGAGAACUGUAAGAAGACAAGAAAUGCAGAUGUUAUUUUCCUGGUGGACGGCUCGGCAAACAAAAAUUUAAAUAUGUUCAAAAGCAUUCACAGGUUUAUGGAGACAAUAGUGGACCUUACUGAAGUUGGCAAGGACUGGGCUCGUUUUGGGGUCAUUCUCUACGCCGAUAAUGCUGAGUCUGUUUUUACUCUUGACAAGUAUAACAACAAACGGGACGUGAUUGAAGCAAUACAUGCCAUAAAGCCACUCAGAGGAAACACCAACACUGCCAAGGCGAUGGAAUACUCAUUAGAAUAUUUUAAUGAUGCACACGGUGGCCGGCCUACAAAAAAUAUACAUCAGAUUCUCAUGGUGAUCACAGACAGGGAUGCCUCUGAUCAUUAUCACCUGGAGAGGGCAUCUAAAGCACUCAAAGAAAAUAGAGUCAUUGUCUUCAGUAUCGGAGUGGAACCUGCAAAUAGAGAUCAGCUGAAAAUCAUGGCUGAUGGUGACGAAUCCAGAGUUUUCUACGCAAAUAAUUAUGAUGCCCUGGAAAUUCUCCGCAAGACUGUGUCCCCUGUCUGGUGCACAUUUACUCCGGAAGUUUGCGAGACAGACAAGGCUGACUUGGUCUUCCUACUUGAUUCUUCCAGCAGCAUCACUCUUGACGAUCACGCCAUCAUGUUGAACUUCACGUCAGAACUGGUGAGCAGAUUCAAAGUAGGUCAAGACUUUGUUCGUGUUGGAGCUGCACAGUUCAGUGACCUUCAAUACCAUGAGUUUUACCUCAAGGAUUACUACAACAAGGAGGAUGUGAUUGCACACAUUCACAAAAUGGUUUACCAUGGUCGAAACACUUACAUUGGAAGAGCUUUGAAAUACAUUAAGGAUUACUUCACAGUGGCACAGGGCAGCCGUAAAUCUGGUGUCCCCAAGAGUCUGGUGUUGAUCUCAGAUGGCGAUGAUAAUGAUAAUGAGUUUGACAUCCUGGAGGACGAAGCCAACGAUCUCAGGGCAAUGGGGGUUAGGAUUUUUGCAAUAGGUGUUGGAGAUGUCCACCUCCUGCAGCUCUUGCAGAUUGCUGGAAAGCCUAGUAGGGUGUUCAACGUACGGACAUUUAAGGGCUUGGCAGAGAUCAAGAAUGAGGUGCUCGACAGAGUCUGUGAACCUGACCUUAUCCCAAUAACACCUGAGUGUAGCAUCGAUAUUGCCAUUGGAUUCGAUAUUUCAAAAAGAACCGGGCUUCCUGGGGAGAUGCUGGUCAGCGGCCAUCACAAUCUCCGGAAAAACCUGCCGCAGAUCAUGCACUACAUUUCUUCUGUGUCUAGCCUGUGCUGCCUCAAUGGAACCAAAAUCAAUACCAGCAUUGCCUUCCAAGUAGUUGACAGCAAUGGACGAUCCCUCUACGACACAAAUUUUGAGGAGUAUAGCAAGGAUGUGUUACAGAAAGUCAUGACCCUGCCGAUGACUCAACCUACUUACUUCAACACUGCCCUGCUGAAUUCCUUCCAAAACAAGUUUGCCACGUCCAGAGCUGGUGUGAAGGUGCUGGUGAUCUUCUCCGAUGGACUCGAUGAAGACUUGAACAAUCUGCUGCGUGUGAGAGAGCAGUUGAGAAAUUCAGAAGUCAACGCUCUACUGACUGUGGCUCUGGAGGGAGCCCAAAAUCCUGCCGAGCUGCAGAGGUUGGAGUUUGGCCGAGGUUUCCACUAUGAGGAGCGUCUCAGCAUUACCAUGCGGGAUGUCGGUAGUGCCAUCCUCAAACAGAUUGAUUCAGUGUCAGACAGGGAGUGCUGCAAUGUCACUUGCAAAUGCGUGGGAAAUGAUGGCCCCCGUGGCCCUUGGGGGCCCCCAGGGCCAAAGGGUGGGCCUGGACGGAAGGGUCAGCCUGGCUUCGUGGGAGACGAGGGAACCUCUGGAGCCAGAGGACCUCCUGGACCAGCUGGACCUCCGGGCAUCCAGGGCUGUCCUGGAGUCAGAGGACAGAAGGGAUCCCGAAGCACCAGAGGCGAGAGGGGCGAGAAAGGGGAUGAUGGCCUGGAUGGCCUCCAUGGAGAAUGGGGAGUGCCGGGACUGAAUGGAAGUCGAGGAGAGCGAGGAGAUCUAGGAAAUCCAGGUAUCCCAGGUAUCCCAGGAGAGGGUGGGCUGAAAGGAGAGCGAGGACUGAGAGGAGAUCCGGGACAACCGGGCGUAGAUAACACCCAACCAGGACCCAAAGGAGAACCCGGGAACCCAGGUUUACUGGGAAAACAUGGACCGGACGGGCGAAAGGGUGAUGAUGGAGACAUUGGAAACCAGGGUCCAGAUGGAAGAAGAGGUGGGUCUGGAAGGAAGGGUGGACCUGGACAGCCGGCAGAGACAGGACUCCCGGGUAUCCAAGGUGCUCCUGGUCUUCAGGGAGGCAGAGGGAAUCCUGGUGAUCGUGGACCAAAAGGGAUCUCUGGCUUUCCUGGACCUGUGGUCAGUAAAUCACCUCCACAUCCUCAUCUUCAACAAUCUGAGAAUGACUAUGGUCAUCACUGGGUAAACAUGGACGACCUGGAGGCAAGGGACAAGUUGGACAUCGGGGUCCUAAUGGACAGAAGGGUCAGGAUGGUAGAGACGGUCGUGGACCCGCAGGACCCACAGGUAGCAAGGGAGAUCCUGGUUUUCCUGGUUACCCUGGUCUUCAGGGUGAGGAAGGCCAAAAGGGAACCAAAGGACAUCCGGGACAUAAAGGGAACUCAGGUCGACCGGGAAACACAGGCAGACCAGGGUCGCAAAGGCCCUCCAGGUGAAGGCAUAUCUCAAUGUGAUCUGAUCAACUACAUCAGAGAAAACUGUGAUCCGAAGAAGGCAUGUCCAGCCUACCCCACUGAACUGGUGUUUGGCCUGGACAUGACGGUGGAAGGUACUUUCCAGAGGCAGCAGAAUGCCCUCCUCUCUCUACUGAAGGACAUUUCCAUUGCUGAGAGCAACUGUCCGACAGGCGCCCGUGUGGCUGUGGUGGGAUACAACUCUGUCACCAAAUACCUGAUCCGUUUCCAGGACUACCGCCGCAAGGCCCAGCUCAUCGAAGCUGUGAAGAACAUCAGGUUGGAGACCACAACCAACGAGCGCUCUCUGGGAGCCGCCAUGCACUUUGUGGGUCGGAAUGUCUUCAAACAUACCCGUGCAGGAGCAUUGAUGAGGAAGGUGGCUGUAUUUUUCACCAAUGGAAAAUCAGAAGAUAAAAAUGAAAUUGUUACCGCUGUGAUGGAAUAUCGGGGUCUCAACAUCAUCCCUGCAGUCAUCUCACUGGAGAACGCUCUUAAUGUUCGUGAAGCCAUGGAGGUUGAUGACACAGGACACUCCGUCUUCACGCUACUGGGAAGGCCACAGGACCAGGCCGCUGAUCUGCGCAAAGUCAAGAACUGUGUAAUCUGUUACGACCCCUGCAGACAUGAAGAGGAGUGCUCCUUCAUCCAGGAACCAGUGCGGCCUCAGGAAGUGGGUCUGGACCUGGUGAUGGUGGCUGACAGCUCCAGGCUGAUGCAGGCUGAUGAGUACGCUGGCACCCAGCAGCUGUUAAGCUCUGUGGUGGAGCAGCUGGUUGUGAGCCCGCAGCCCCGCCGGGCUGAUGGGAAAGUCCGAAUAGCUGUAGUCCAGAGUGGCACUUGGACUCCCAAGUUGGAGUUUGGCCUGCAGACAUACCAGGACCAACAGCGGAUGAAAAGGCACCUGAUGAAGGACAUGCAGCAGCAGGGCGGCUCCUCAGCGCUGGGACUGACGCUGAGUUACACUCUGAGGGAGGUGUUCCUGAAGGCCAGCCAGCCCCGCAGGAGGAAGGCAAUUCUGACUGUGGUGGGCACCCAGACAGCUUACGAGGACCGGGCCAGACUACAAUACAUCUCCCAGAAGGCCAAGUGUGAGGGGGUGGCGAUGUUUGUGGUGACGGUGGGCGAUCGCUACAACCGGACGCAGGUGGAGGAGCUGGCCAGUCAGCCUGAACAGCAGCACCUGAUCCAUGUUGGGCGACUGAUGGCCGACGAGCAGGGCUACGCCCAGCGCUUCUUCAGGGUCUUCCUCUCCGCCCUCAACAAGGGAAUGAACUCAUAUCCUCCUGAUUCUGUAAAACGGACCUGCCACCAGCUGCAAGAGCCAACCCCAGGUCCUUUGGCACCAGCCUUAGAUCUUAACGGUCUGGGGUCGGCAGAGCUGAUGGAUGAGGGGACGGAGGAGCAGGAGCAGAUUGGAGUAAAGCCCACACAGCUGGACAUCAUUGAAACUUUGAACACAGAGGAUGGACAGAGCUUACUGUCAGUAGCUAACAUCACAGAUGCCAGAUGUUUGCUCAGAAAAGAUGCCGGUAACUGUGAGAAAUACACCGAGAAGUGGUUCUUCGACAGCGAUGUUGGCCAAUGCUCCCACUUCUGGUACAGCGGCUGUGGUGGCAACAGCAACCGCUUUGAGACGCAGAAGGCUUUGGUGUCCUCCUGGGUGUCCUACCAUAGUCAUUCAGAUGGCAAUGGAAAGUGUGAGCUGACACUGUUGUACCCUCGGUCUGAAGGACAGGGUCUCCUCCUCUUCAUCAUUGUCAUCUUCAUCUUGUCUGCAUCGUCACCACCUGAGAUCUUCAUCUUUCAGCUCGGCUGGUUCCUGUAG